Molecule: messenger RNA, 291 nt
Organism: Priapulus caudatus
Lineage: Eukaryota; Metazoa; Priapulida; Priapulimorpha; Priapulimorphida; Priapulidae
Product: 4-formylbenzenesulfonate dehydrogenase TsaC1/TsaC2-like
Exons: 1
Source: RefSeq, a predicted model, not a curated record
UAUGCGGGCAGCAAGCAUGCCGUGGAAGGGAUCACGAAAUCCGCUGCGCUCGAGGCCGCCUCGGCGCGCGUUCGCGUCAACGCCGUCGCUCCGGGCCCGACCGACACAGGCAUGUUGGACCGUUUCACCGGCACGCCGGAGAACAAGGCCUCGCUCGCGGCAACGGUUCCGCUCGCGCGCAUCGGCAGGCCCGACGACAUCGCCGCGGCGGUGCUCUACCUGGCGAAUGACGGUGCUGCGUUUGUCACAGGGCAGAUCCUCACGGUCGACGGCGGCAAGACAGCGGGUUGA